AUGUCAAAUAUUGGACUACAGAUCCGUCAGGCUGCCCCUUCAAUUGAUCCAAUUGUUGCAGAUUAUGCUGUGGGUUAUAUCAACCAUGUCCAACACUCCACAACGGAUAGUGUCCUAUCUCAACAGUUGAACAUUGAACAAGAAAUAUCAUUCAUUUCUGAUCUUUUAAGAAAUGCUGGUGGUGAUGAUACUAAAAUAUCCAAAUUAGCUGACACUUUAACCUCAAAAUUGGGUGAAGAAUUGAAACAAAAUCAAUCAAAAUUAGAAUUAACUGGUGAUACAUCCAAGAGAUUAUUAGAUAUUAAUCUAUUGAAAAACCAUGCAAGUAAAAGAAAUAUUAAUACAAGUUUGUCAUUAUUAGGUGUCACUAGAGAUAUUGAACAUACUGGGAGACAUGUUGAAUCAAAAGUUGAUAAGAAAAAGUUGGAAAAAGCUGAAAGAAAAAUUGCAGCUAAAGUUGCCAAAAGAAAUAAUCAAUUUGUUCAAUAUGAAGCUUCAAAAUUAAUUAAUGAUUCUCAAGAAGAAAAUUAUGAUGAAUUCUUCUUGAAGAUUAAUCCAAUUGAAUUUGGUUCAGGUGCUGGUAAAUCAAAAGAUAUCAAAAUUGAUACAUUUGAUCUUUAUGUUGGUGAUGGUCAAAGAAUCUUGAGUGAUGCCCAAUUAACUUUAUCUUAUGGUCAUAGAUAUGGUCUUGUGGGUCAGAAUGGUAUUGGUAAAUCUACAUUAUUAAGAGCUCUAUCCAGAAGAGAAUUGAAUGUUCCAAAACAUAUAACAAUUUUACAUGUGGAACAAGAAAUUAGAGGUAGUGAAAUCACAGCACUUCAAUCCGUUUUAGAUGCUGAUGUUUGGAGAAAACAAUUAUUAACAGAGGAGAAGCAACAUAAUGAUCGUAUUGCAGAAAUUGAAAACCUAAGAUCUCAAUUCGAGGAAGAGAGUUUAGAAGUUAAGAAAUUGGAUAAUGAACGUGAUGAUUUAGAAUCUCAUUUACAAGAAAUUGCUGAAAAAUUAUAUGAAAUGGAAUCAGAUAAAGCUGAAUCAAGAGCCGCUUCAAUCUUGUUUGGUUUAGGUUUCACAAAAGAAUCUCAACAAAGACCAACAAAUUCAUUUUCUGGUGGUUGGAGAAUGAGAUUAAGUUUAGCAAGAGCAUUGUUUUGUAAACCUGAUUUAUUAUUAUUGGAUGAACCUUCCAAUAUGUUGGAUGUUCCUUCCAUCACUUAUUUGGCAAACUAUUUACAAACUUAUGAAUCCACUGUGCUUGUUGUUUCGCAUGAUCGUGCAUUCCUAAAUGAAGUUGCCACUGAUAUUAUUCAUCAACAUUCUGAAAGAUUGGAUUAUUACAGAGGUGCUGAUUUUGAUUCCUUCUACUCCACAAGAGAAGAAAGACGUAAGAAUGAUUUACGUGAAUAUGAAAAUCAAAUGGCUUAUAGACAACAUUUGCAAACUUUUAUUGAUAAAUUUAGAUAUAAUGCAGCUAAAUCCUCUGAAGCUCAAUCAAGAAUUAAAAAAUUGGAAAAAUUACCAGUAUUAGAACCUCCUGAACAAGAUAAAGCUAUUACUUUCAAAUUCCCAGAUCCAGAAGGUUUAUCACCACCUAUUGUUCAAUUGAAAGAUGUUUCAUUUGGUUAUAGUUCAAAUGAUUUAUUAUUAAACCAUGUUGAUUUAGAUAUUCAAAUGGAUUCUCGUGUUGCUAUAGUUGGUGCUAAUGGUUGUGGUAAAACUACAUUACUGAAAAUUCUUAUGGAAACUUUAUCUCCAUUAGAUGGGUUUGUUUCCAAGAAUCCAAGAUUAAGAAUUGGUUAUUUUGCACAACAUCAUGUUGAUUCGAUGGAUUUAACCACUUCAGCCGUGGACUGGAUGUCUAAAACUUAUCCAGGUAAAACUGAUGAAGAAUAUAGACGUCAUUUAGGUUCAUUUGGUAUCACUGGUACUUUAGGUUUACAAAAAAUGCAAUUAUUAUCAGGUGGUCAAAAAUCAAGAGUUGCUUUUGCUGCAUUAUGUUUAAAUAAUCCUCAUAUCUUGAUUAUGGAUGAACCUUCAAAUCAUUUAGAUACUGCUGGUUUAGAUGCUCUAAGUGAUGCUUUAAAGAACUUCAAAGGUGGUGUCUUGAUGGUUUCACAUGAUGUUAGUGUUAUAAAUACUGUUUGUAAUGAAAUUUGGGUUAGUGAAGAUGGUACUGUGAAGAAAUUCCAAGGUACUAUUUAUGACUAUAAGAAGUACAUCUUGGCUGCUGCUGAUGCUUCAGGUGUUGUUAAAAAACAUUGA
Hansenula anomala is the source of this 2259-nucleotide messenger RNA. RefSeq names its product putative AAA family ATPase GCN20 (gene GCN20). The transcript has a single exon. The record is from RefSeq and is a predicted model, not a curated record. Gene Ontology annotation, molecular function: ATP hydrolysis activity; ATP binding. NCBI's taxonomy places the organism in Eukaryota, Fungi, Ascomycota, Saccharomycetes, Phaffomycetales, Wickerhamomycetaceae. The coding region runs from base 1 to 2259 and encodes 752 amino acids.